Phyllotreta striolata is the source of this 1550-nucleotide messenger RNA. The record is from the annotation of a GenBank genome assembly. NCBI's taxonomy places the organism in Eukaryota, Metazoa, Arthropoda, Insecta, Coleoptera, Chrysomelidae.
AUAAAUAACAAAAAUGAGCGAAGAUAAUGGUCCUCCGGCUAAAAUAAUAAAAUUAGAAGAAAAACCUCCUAGCAUUCCGGCCAAUAAACCAACAAGUUCGAGUAACGUAAGAUUGUGCCCGUAUUUAGACACAAUCAACAGGCAAUACUUGGAUUUCGACUUCGAGAAACUCUGCUCGGUGUCCCUCACCAGAAUCAACGUGUACGCCUGCUUGGUGUGCGGGAAAUACUUCCAAGGAAGAGGCACCAACACCCACGCGUACACCCAUUCCGUAGCCGAAGGUCACCACGUGUUCCUCAAUUUACAAACGUUGAAGUUCUACUGUUUACCGGACAAUUACGAAAUCAUCGAUUCUUCGUUAGACGAUAUAAAGUACGUUUUGAAUCCCACGUUCACCGAGCUGCAUAUCACCAAUUUGGAAUCCUCUACGAAACUAUCCAGAGCAAUCGAUGGGUCGCUGUACGUCCCCGGUAUAGUAGGCUUAAACAACAUCAAAGCGAACGAUUACUGCAACGUAGUGUUGCAGGCUUUGUCUCGCGUCACUCCGCUCAGGAAUUAUUUUUUGAGAGAAGAGAAUUACGGCAAUGUCAAGAGACCGCCGGGCGAUUCAUCGUAUCUGCUCGUGCAGAGGUUCGGCGAGCUGAUGAGGAAAUUGUGGAAUCCCCGGAACUUCAAGGCGCACGUUUCGCCACACGAAAUGCUCCAAGCCGUCGUGUUGUGGAGCAAAAAGAGGUUCCAGUUCACCCAACAAGGUGAUCCGAUCGAUUUCUUGUCGUGGUUCAUCAACGCUCUGCACAAAGCCUUGAACGGCGGCAAGAAGAAAGACAGUUCGAUAAUCUACAAAUCGUUUUUGGGCAACAUGAAAAUCUACACGAGGAAAAUACCUUCGUUGGAUUUGAACGAAAAGGAGAAGAAGACUUUAUUGGCUACGCCCGAGUACCAAGAGAUCGAAACGGAAUCGCCUUUUUUGUAUUUAACUUGCGAUCUACCGCCACCGCCGUUGUUCAUCGAUGAAUUCAGAGAGAAUAUCAUUCCUCAGGUGAAUUUGUAUCAACUCUUAACGAAAUUCAACGGGCAAACGGAGAAGGAAUACAAAACAUACAAGGAAAAUUUCAUGAAGAGGUUCGAAAUAACGAGAUUACCGCCUUACCUUAUUUUAUACAUCAAGAGGUUUACCAAAAACACUUUUUACGUCGAAAAAAAUCCUACUAUUGUGAAUUUCCCAGUUAGAAACGUGGAUUUUUCCGAAUUUUUAACGCCUGAAAUCAAGGCGAAACACAAACACACCAUUUACGAUUUGGUGGCGAAUAUCGUGCACGAUGGGGAACCCAAUAAAGGAACCUACAGGGUUCAUAUAUUACAAAAAUCAACGGGUCAAUGGUACGAGAUGCAGGAUUUGCACGUAACUGAUAUUUUACCGCAAAUGAUUACGCUAACUGAAGCUUACAUACAAGUGUACGAAUUGAGGACGACAUAAUGAUUUUAUUUUUCUAAUGUGUUUGUAUUUUGUUAAUAUUUUGUCUCUAUUUUGUAUUUAACAGUAGUUAAGA